This is a messenger RNA of Zophobas morio, 6442 nucleotides long. RefSeq names its product NFX1-type zinc finger-containing protein 1-like. Bases 198 to 6338 code for a protein of 2046 amino acids. Gene Ontology annotation, molecular function: zinc ion binding; helicase activity. Gene Ontology annotation, cellular component: nuclear RNA-directed RNA polymerase complex; nucleus. The transcript is spliced from 11 exons. Gene Ontology annotation, biological process: regulatory ncRNA-mediated heterochromatin formation. The record is from RefSeq and is a predicted model, not a curated record. Lineage: Eukaryota; Metazoa; Arthropoda; Insecta; Coleoptera; Tenebrionidae.
UUUUAAUCGUCGUUUCGAGGCGAGAGCGUGAUAGUGCACUUGCAAUUCGCUUCCUUUUAUUUUAUUAAUUGUGUGAUUCAAAGUGCAUCGGUGAUUGCCAAAUUAGUCUCAUUUUUGCAGAAAUUGCAAAAUGUCAAAUAAAUCGGACAAGUGAGUCACUGAUUUAGCCGGUUACGCAAACUUGUGACGUUUACGAAAUGAAUCGGAGACAGGGUAAUCCCACAAACGAACGGACGGCCAACAGAGGCCAAAAUUGGAGGCAUCCGCACGGUUUCAGACCCCAAAGAUAUGGAAGUUCCAGCAGAUUGGAUGAAGCUUCAGGACUCGCAGGAAACCGUGAAAAUGGGGCUACAUCUGAAGAACGAUUUGCUUCUCGUUCGUCAGGAGCACGUCGAUAUCGUACAGCGAGCGCUAGUUCAGAUCAAUCCUUUUCAAGAGGAACUAAUUACGGUUCUGGGAGUCAAAACCAGAGAGAUGAUCGUCCCAGAAAUAACCAUACUAGACAUAAUCAAAACAUAGAUUCUACUAACCGAGGUAGAACUGCAAGGCCUAUAGGCUUCAAAGCCUUAGAAGCUCUCGUGGACAAGGAUCCAGAAGAAUUACUGUUAGAACUGUCUGAUAGUAAAAAGGGGAUUGCCGAACUCAUAAGUAUGGGUUUGUUCGAAGAUGCAAUCGUUUUGUUUAUUAAAAUUUUACGGAAAGUGACCGAUGCAACUUUUGAUGAAAGAAAAUACAAAGUUUUACAGAUGUAUUUAGACGAUAAUUUUGUCGAACAGCUGACGAAGUACAUUCUGUUUUUACCCUUGCAGAAUAUGGACCGUAAAAACCGAAACAGAUAUUUUUGGAAAAAUCCGGAUGAGUUCUGGAAUAAUGUCAUCGGGAUUUGUCAGGAGGUAUCUGAUGCUAUACCGACGUUCGCUCGAAAAAUAUUGCCCCUCAUUCUGGAGAGUUUGAAUGAGUGUUUCCCACACUUCGAGCAUAAACAUAAACGCCACAUUUCUGAUCAAAUUAAAGAGAAUGUAAAAAAGUUGUUGGAAGUUGUCGACGCUUUAGUAAAAGAAUAUGAAGAAAAACAAAAGGCCGACAUGGAAAAGAAGUUGACUAAUCAGGUUGAGGAAGAGCCGCCAAAUGAUUUUAGACACAUCUCGGUGUACCCCAGCUCACUUGAAUUAGUGGGUGGUGUUCCCCUAUUUUUAAGACAAAACGUUGUCGAAGGACCGUAUAGGGAUGUCAAUCAUUACUUAGACGUCCAGUUCCGUUUGCUGAGAGAAGAUUUCGUGGGACCUCUAAGGACUGGCAUUGCGUCUUAUCGGUCACAAAAUCAAUCAGGAGAAAGAAAACGCGUGGAAAAUGUCAAAGUCUACAAGAAAGUAAGAUUUUUAAAUCCAGAAACCGUAAAUGAACAGUUUUGCAUCCGCCUGCGUUUUGAUUUCACCAAAAAAAAGAAAAAUUUCAAGUAUGAGAACUCAAAAAGAUUUAUGUUUGGAUCGUUGCUAUGUUUUACUUUGGAUAACUUCAGGACAAUUAUUUUUGGCAAAGUUGCAGAAAGAAAAGUCGAAGAUCUAGAAAAAGGUGAACUGAUAGUUGGAUUUGAUCAAAAUAUUGGGGUACAGUUCAAUGUCGACUAUCUAAUGGUCGAGUGCGGUGUUUAUUUUGAACCCUAUUAUCACGUGUUAAACGUGCUACAGACCAUGAAUGUUGAUAAUUUUCCAAUGGAAAAGUACAUCAUUCGUGUGGAUUCUUCAGUCGAACCUCCUCAAUACUUGACGUCUCCGAUUUGUAGAUACACCAUACGAGGACACGAAUUUUCACCAUUAUUAAACUGGCCUAGUACAAACUUUUACCGACUGAAUGAAUCCCAGAGUAUAGCUUUCAAAGCAGCGUUGACGCAAGAAUUUUCAAUCAUUCAAGGGCCUCCUGGCACCGGUAAAACAUUUUUGGGGCUUAAAAUCGCAAAAACGUUGAUAGAAAAUCGGCGACUGUGGUAUGCAAAGACACCUAUGCUGGUUAUAUGUUACACGAACCAUGCUCUGGAUCAGUUUUUAGAAGGAAUAACCGAAUUCACCGGAGAGAUUGUCCGAGUUGGAGGACAAAGUAAAAACGAAAAGAUGAAAUUGUUCAAUUUGAAAAACAGAAGCAGAUUCAAAAUGAGUGCAGCCGUCUACCAGCAGAGAAAUGAAGUUCAGGUAAUGUUGGGACAAAUAAGAAGUAUAACGGAAAACUUAAAACAAAUAGAGUUCUACCACAGCAUUAGAGCAUUCGACGUUUUUGAAGAAGUCGUUCCCAAUUUCGGAAAGACUUGGUUUAGAAAAGUCCAAAAAGAUGAUAUUUUAGAUUGGUUGUUGAGUGGAGAUGAAGAUUUUACAUUUCCAGACGCUGCAGGCCGUUCAAGUGUAGCUGAGAUUUCCGAAGGAAUUAAUAAUUUACAUGUCGAAGAUAGAAAUGAGGAAGACGAACUAGAAGAAUCCGAAAACGAAGAUGAAAUGGACGAAAAUUUUGAAAAUCAAGUCGACGACUUGUUUGAUGAGGUGAAAUCGGUGUUCGUCCCUUGCAGUAUUCCCCUUGUCACCGUGUCGUCAAUGAAUGACCGAAUUUUUUAUCUUCAAAGUGCUAUAUCACAAUUGGAACUAAUUGAAGAACCAACAACAGAACAACUCAUUUUUGAAGACCAAUGUCGUUUAGAACUGUUGGUUUUAAGACGUCGUUAUGACUAUUUAAAUGCAAAACUAAUAGAAGGUAAGCAAAGAAGUGCAGUCCCGAGACAAAUGCCUCAGUUUGUCAACCUAAACCAGCCCCACAAAAUACCACCCAAUGAUCGCUGGAACCUUUAUUUUUAUUGGCUAGAUUUGUACAAACAGAAGUUGCGGAAAAGGUUAGAAGCUUUAAAUAAAGAGUUUCGUGAAGUUUAUAAAGCGUACGAAGAACUACGCGAUGUUGAAGAUACCAGAUCCAUGAAAAACGCUUUAGUUGUUGGCAUUACAACAACCGGUGCCGCGCGUUUAAGGUCAUCGCUGCAGGCACUAAAAAGCCCAAUUGUAAUUGUUGAAGAAGCAGCGGAAGUUCUGGAAGCUCAUAUUGUAUCUUCACUGACUAAAAACUGCAAGCAUUUGAUUCUGAUUGGAGAUCAUCAACAACUAAAACCCAGCACUGCCAAUUACAGUGUUGAGAAAUUUUAUAAAUUGGGAAUUAGUUUGUUUGAAAGGAUGGUCAUUAAUAAAAGCCAACUCUAUACGCUGAAUGUUCAACAUAGAAUGAGGCCAGAGAUAUCUAGCUUGAUAUCGCCUACUAUUUAUCCAGCUUUAGAAGAUCACUCAAGCGUAAACGACAGACCCUCUAUCAAAGGACUAGAUAAUUGUUUAUUUUUCAUUAAUCAUACUCACAAGGAGGCCGAAUGUGAAGGAACGAGCAAGAAGAAUUUUCAUGAAGCCUCAUUUUUGAUAAAGUUUGCCAAGCAUUUGGUGUUAAAUGGUUACAAACCAGAAAACAUAACUAUUUUAGCAGCGUACUUAGGCCAGAUGUUUGAGAUGCAAAAAGAGAAGAAGAAACACAAACAUGUCUUGGGAGACAUGAGAAUAGCUGUUUUAGAUAACUAUCAAGGAGAAGAAUGUGAUAUAAUUCUACUUUCGUUGGUUAGAAGUAACAGCGAAAAUCGAAUUGGAUUUUUAUCAAUAGAAAAUCGUGUCUGUGUGGCGCUUUCCCGAGCGAGGAACGGUUUCUACAUAAUGGGAAACAUGGAUCAACUAUGUGCCGCAAGUCAGCUUUGGCAAAAAAUACGUCGUACUCUUGAGCAGCAGAACGCCAUUGGUAGUGAAUUAAAACUACGAUGCCAAGUGCACACAGACAAAAUUACUUACGUACAAAAAGGUGAAGACUUUCUACAAAUCCCGGAAGGCGGAUGCGAUCAGAAAUGCGGAGCGGAUUUAAGCUGUGGCCACAAAUGUACGUCUUUGUGUCAUAUUGCGGAUCGAGACCACAACAACUAUAGAUGCAGAGAAGUGUGCAACAAGAGAUUGUGUGACGCAGACGCGCGUCAUUUGUGUGAGAAAAUGUGCUAUCAAGAGUGUGGUCCAUGCUACUAUCCAGUUCCUAGGUUUUUGGCAUGUAGACAUACUGUUAACUUGGAAUGUCAUGUGGACCCAGAUACUUACCAAUGCGUCGUUUUGGUGUCCACAACCCUUCCAUGUGGCCACGUUGCCGAUAAACCUUGUCACAGAGACCCUCAAACUUACCGCUGUCCACACCCCUGCGAAAUCAAGGUUGAACCUUGUGGCCAUGCCUGUACACAGAAUUGUCACAUUCGAAAGGAUCCAGAUCAUUUACAGUACAAGUGUACGAAGAGAUGUGCACAGUACCGAAAAGACUGUUCUCUGGAAAUAGAUACCCACUUGUGUCCAAAGCUCUGUUAUGAAGAAUGCGACCCUUGUCUGAUUCGUGUUCGCAAGAAGAGAACCAUAUGUCCACACGUUUAUGACGUACCUUGUUCUUCGAACGUUGACGAAAUUAUUUGCGAAAAACCUUGCAUAAAAAUACUCCCGUGUGGACAUAAAUGUAAGAGCAAAUGUCAUCAACCUUGUGGAAAAUGUGAAGUUCAGGUCGAAAAAAUCAAUUCGAUUUGCGGUCAUCCCAUUAAAGUUAAGUGUUGUGAGGAACCGGAUAGAGCCUUAUGUAACAAGAAAUGCCCCCUUAAGUUACCUUGUGGUCAUAAUUGCACAAAGAAGUGUAACGAACCCUGUACAACACGCUGCAGGGAAAUCGUUGACUGUAAAAUACAGGCUCCAUGUGGGCACAGCCUGACCAGAAUUAAAUGCUGGAUAGCAAAAUCAGAUAGUGCUCGUCAAAAUUCAGCAACCCUUUUGAAGUACUGCACCCAACCUUGCUCUGCUCAGCUAAAGUGUGGCCAUCGUUGCCCAGGAACGUGCGGAGAAUGUCACCAAGGUCGUGUGCACAAACGUUGCAACGAAAAGUGUGAAUUUCCCUUGAUCUGUAACCACCCGUGUCAAUUCCCCUGUAGGCAAGCAUGCAGACCAUGCGCGCGUCCAUGCCCAUAUAAGUGUCAACAUGGGUCUUGCAGCAAGAGAUGUGGUGAUGCUUGCACCCCGUGCAAAGAAAAGUGCACAAGGAGAUGUUCCCAUCAAAAAUGUACCAACUUCUGUGGUUCUAUUUGUAACGUACCUCCGUGUGAGCAACCUUGUGACAAAAAGUUACAAUGUGGUCAUCCAUGCGUUGGGUUUUGCGGAGAUCCAUGUCCACCCAAAUGUUUGAUAUGCGACAAAGAAGAACUGACGACAAUAUUCUUUGGUUUUGAAGAGGACGAAGGUGCUCGUUUUGUACUUUUGAAAGACUGUGGGCAUAUUUUCGAAAGUGUCGGGUUAGAUGGAUGGAUGGCGCAGGACAGCAACAAAAUCGGAUUUAAGGUGUGUCCUGGAUGUAAGACUCCUAUUAAAACUACUCAGCGAUAUGGUAAUUUAAUAAAGACAGCGUUGGCGGACGUUAGUAAAGUGAAGAACGACUUCUAUGGAAACCUGCAAGAAAUCAAGACGAUGAGAGAAAGGUUGCUUGCAAAAUUAGAAGAUUUGAAUGAAACAAUGCCUAUUGUCAUGAGGAUUCAUUGUGCUGAAGUAAGAACAUUCUUAGAACUGAUCGAGACACGUCUACAAACAGACAGAAAAGGCAAACGACAAGAGAUUAAUAAACCCGAACUGAAGGCGAUCGAAUCAAAAUUACAAAUAAUAGAACACAUCAUCAAAAUUUGUCUAAAAGUGGACGUUGGUGAAUCUGACGCUUACGCUCCCCAGGUAAAAUUUUUAGUGAAAAUUCUCUCACGCGAUGAAGACUACAUCACAGACCAAGAAAUUGAAGACAUACAACUUGAACUAAAUAGACUUACUAGAAUGACAGAACUCAGCAAGAUUAAGAAGUCGCCGAAUUAUAGGGUACACGUCACAUGUAACGCUCGAGUUCGACAAAUUGCGGAACAAAUUGAUGAACUUUUACAUGGUGCUACAAAAUUUUGCGACGAAGACAAAGUUAUAGUACUUCUAAAAGAGCUGAGCCGAAUGGUAGCUGCAAGCAUAGGGAUUUCAGAUAAAGAACGAAGAGAAAUUGUGCAAGCUAUUGGUCUUAGGCAGGGACACUGGUACAAAUGUCCCAACGGUCAUCCGUAUGCAAUUGGAGAAUGCGGAGGCGCAAUGGAGGAAGCGGUGUGUCCUGAGUGUAAAGCAAAAAUUGGAGGAAGACACCACACAUUGACCGCCGGAAACACGGUGGCAACAGAAAUGGAUGGUGCUAGAUUUGGUGCUUGGUCAGAUGCUGCUAAUAUGGCCAAUUAUGAGUUAUAAUUUUUAAAAUUAGUUUGUAAGUAGCAUGUUUAUCAAUUGUAGAACAAACUUAAUAAAUUGUGUACACUUUUAUUUACAUCCUUAAUAAAUGAUUUAAAAUGUUA